Molecule: messenger RNA, 2313 nt
Organism: Chanos chanos (milkfish)
Lineage: Eukaryota; Metazoa; Chordata; Actinopteri; Gonorynchiformes; Chanidae
Gene: ppef2a
Product: protein phosphatase with EF-hand domain 2a
Exons: 17
Coding region: 1-2313 (770 amino acids)
Biological process (GO): negative regulation of MAPK cascade; detection of stimulus involved in sensory perception
Molecular function (GO): phosphoprotein phosphatase activity; iron ion binding; calcium ion binding
Source: RefSeq, a predicted model, not a curated record
AUGGGGUGUGGGGUGACAAAGGGGAGUGAAUUCAGUAGAAGAUGCGAAAAAGCAGCCACAACAAUGAGAGCUGCGGUGCUGAUCCAGCGCUGGUAUCGUCAGUACGUCGCCCGCAUGGAGAUGAGACGCAGAUACACCUGGAAUAUCUUCCAGUCGAUAGAAUACGCAGGCCAGCAAGACCAGAUCAAACUGUAUAAUUUCCUUGGAUAUCUCGUGGACAACUUCACACCGUCUAGUAAUGAACGAAAUUUGAUUUCACAUAUCUUCAGAGAAAACGAGGUCUGUCGAGAUACCGAGUGGGAGAGAUACUUCAGUUACCAGAACAUUGAUGUACCGGAUAUUUACUCUGGCCCUCGACUAACAUUCCCGCUAACUGCCGACCAAGCUACCGACCUGGUGGAGGCAUUCAGGCAAAAAAAACAGCUCCAUUCACGCUACGUUCUUCAGCUUCUUCUUGAAACGUGGAAAUUGCUCCGAGUUCUGCCAAAUAUCAACCGAGUCUCCACUUGUCAUAGCAAAGAAAUCACUGUUUGUGGCGAUUUACAUGGACAACUGGAAGAUUUACUCUUUAUAUUCUAUAAGAAUGGAAUGCCGUCUUUGGAGAGGCCCUAUGUGUUCAAUGGAGACUUCGUGGACAGAGGCCAAGACUCGAUCGAGAUUCUCCUCAUUCUGUUUGCCUUUCUACUGGUGUACCCUGGUGACAUUCACCUGAAUCGGGGAAACCAUGAAGAUCACAUCAUUAACUUGAGGUAUGGCUUCACCAAGGAGGUUUUAAACAAGUACAGGCUGCAUGGUAAGCGCAUUUUGAAACUGCUGCAGAAGAUCUUCAGCUGGUUGCCCCUGGUUACAGUGAUCGAUCAGAAGGUUCUGAUUGUGCAUGGUGGGAUAUCAAACACGACUGACCUGGCUCUGAUUGCUAGAGUGGACAGGCACAGAUACGUGUCUGCACUGAGACCACCGAAGAAGAGGGGGAGCACACAUGGGGGGCAGUCUUCGCUUGACUCGGACAUAGAGGACGACGUGACAAGCGUCAAAUCCAGCAGUGCAAAUCUUCGGCGGGCUUCUUUUGGGAUGGCCUACACCAAACCCAAGCCCUUCGGCGACCGAGACAGCUUCCAACGCCGUUCCCUGCAGGAUUUCUCCGCCACCGUCAACCGGACGUUGGAGGACGAGCUGGAGGCGCGUCGCCGACGGGCGGAGUUCGUGUGCGCGGGCUACAACCUGUCGCACAGGAACCUGAAUUCGUCGGUGUCCUCAGAGUCAGACCAAAGUUCCACCGAAGCCUUCGAUUGUCUCAACGAAGAGUGGAAACAGAUUUUGGAUUUGCUGUGGAGCGACCCCAUGGCUCAGGACGGCUGUGUUCCCAACGAGGUUCGGGGUGGGGGCUGUUACUGGGGUCCCGACGUGACGGAGGACUUCCUCAACCGGCACCACCUCCAACUCAUCAUCCGCUCACACGAGUGUAAACAGGAGGGCUACGAGUUCUGUCACAAGAGAAAGGUCCUCACACUGUUUUCUGCCUCUAACUACUACGAGGUGGGCAGUAACAGGGGAGCAUUCGUUAGACUGGGACCAGAUCUAGUGCCUUAUUUCGUCCAGUACCAGGCCAGUGAUAUGACACGUGAACUGAGCCUUAGACAGAGCGCGAAGCGGACUGAGCACUCCGCCCUGCGCGUCCUACGAGAGCAACUGUUUUCGCACAAGUCCGACCUCCUCAGUGCCUUCCAGGAGUACGAUAAGGAGAACACAGGUCUCAUUUCCUUGCAUGACUGGGCCAACGCGGUGGGACAGGUACUCCAUCUGGACCUGCCCUGGAGGAUGUUACGCUCACAGCUGGUCACCAGGACUUCCAACGGCAUGCUGGAUUACAACGCUUGGUUCCGUGAGCUUGCCAUCACUGAGUCGAGCGUUGAGCACAUAGAGCAGACGUUGCUGGAGACGCUGUACAGACAUCGCUCCACGCUAGAGACCAUUUUCCGUAUCGUAGACACAGACAAUUCAGGCCUCAUAUCCUUUGAGGAUUUCCGUCAGACCUGGAAACUGCUUAGUGCCUACCUAAAAAUGGAGAUUUCCGACGAGGCCAUCAACGACUUGAUCGUCACCAUCGACACAAACAAGGACGGCAGCAUCGACAUAGACGAGUUUAUGGAGGCUUUUCGCCUCGUGGACAAAAAAAGCAGACUGGAGCGCGGUCGCAGCAUAUUCAUGGCCCGGCAAGAGGACGCGCCUCAGGAGGAAGAAACGGCGCAAGUGGAGGAAAUCCACAUCGAGGACGAGGAGUCGCCCUCUCCUGCCGCUGAAACUGGGGAGUAG